Molecule: messenger RNA, 3741 nt
Organism: Miscanthus lutarioriparius
Lineage: Eukaryota; Viridiplantae; Streptophyta; Magnoliopsida; Poales; Poaceae
Source: the annotation of a GenBank genome assembly
AUGCAAUGGAUCAUGGUUUUGCCUGUUAUUGGUGAGACACUCCAACUCUUGAAGCCAAGCCCUUCUUUGGACAUUCCAGACUUCUACAAACUGAGGUUUAAAAGGUAUGGCAGUGUAUUCAAAACCAGCUUUGGGGGGACGCCUAUGGUUGUCUCCAUGGACAUGGAGUUCAACCGUUUUGUAUUUCGUCAAAACGACAAGCUGUUUCAGUCAUGGUACCCUGAAACAGCGAUGACCACAUUUGGCAAGAAGACCAUGGCCACAGGCUGUGGUCAGAUUCACAAGCAUAUGCGAACCAUCCUUGCUCCGCUGUACGCACCAAAAAACCUAGAGGAAGCUUUCAUUUCUGAAAUGGAGCGCAUCAUUGCAGAGUCCAUCAGACUAUGGGCUACUAAGCCUAGCAUCAACGUGAAAGAGGCUCUGACGGAUCAGCACUUCCACUUCAGGAGGAACAGAGACCGUGUUCCAGUCAUGCGUAUGUUGAUAGUGAUAAGCUUCAGGACCCAUCAGGUUGUCGGCCAUGCAAUCCUUCCUGGUGAAGAAGCCCAGUCCUUCAGCUUUGUCAGCCCGUUGUUGCCCUAUCUAUCACUGAAGCAAAAUACAUGGUUGUUGCUGAAGCAUGUAAAGAAUCGGUUUGGUUCAAAGCCCGUUGUUGCCCUAUCUAUCACUGAAGCAAAUUACAUGGUUGUUGCUGAAGCAUGUAAAGAAUCGGUUUGGUUGAAAGCUUUACAAUGUGCUAGUACGGAUGAGGAUUUUGAGUACAUGUCAAGAGUUCCAUAUUCUAGUGCUGUUGGUUCUUUGAUGUGUGCCAUGGUUUGCUCUCAUCCUGAUUUAUCAUAUGCUAUGAGUUUGGUUAGUCGAUACAUGGCUAAUCCUGGUAAAGAACAUUGGAAGGUUGCUCAGCGGAUUUUCAGGUACCUUCGUGGCACAACAAAUGCUUGUUUGAAGUUUGGCAAGACUGAUAAGGGACUCACUGGCUACAUGGAUUCAGAUUUUGCUGCUAAUUUGGAUAAGAGGAGAUCUCUACGUGUUAUGUGUUCAUUUUUGGUGGUUGUGCUUGAGUUUGAGAUGAAGGAUCUUGGUGCUGCUAAGAAAAUUCUAGGUAUGGAGAUUACAAGAGACAUAAAUUCUAGUUUGUUAUUUCUUAGUCAGCAAAGUUACAUUAAGAAAGUUCUUCAUCGUUUCAACAUGCAUGAUGCAAACUCUGUUAGUACUCCUAUUGCUCCUCAUUUUAAAUUAUCAGCUUUACAAUGUGCUAGUACGGAUAAAGAUUUUGAGUACAUGUCAAGAGUUCCAUAUUCUAGUGUUGUUGGUUCUUUGAUGUGUGCCAUGGUUUGCUCUCAUCCUGAUUUAUCAUAUGCUAUGAGUUUGAUUUGUAGAUACAUGGCUAAUCCUGGUAAAGAACAUUGGAAGGUUGUUCAACGGAUUUUUAGGUACCUUCGUGGCACAACAAAUGCUUGUUUGAAGUUUGGCAAGACUGAUAAGGGACUCACUAGCUACGUUGAUUCAGAUUUUGCUGCUGAUUUGGAUAAGAGGAGAUCUCUACGGAGCAAGAAAGAAAUCACUACGUUGAAGAAACUAUUGAGUAGUGAGUUUGAGAUGAAGGAUCUUGGUGCUGCUAAGAAAAUUCUAGGUAUGGAGAUUACAAGAGACAAAAAUUCUAGUUUGUUAUUUCUUAGUCAGCAAAGUUACAUUAAGAAAGUUCUUCAUCGUUUCAACAUGCAUGAUGCAAACUCUGUUAGUACUCCUAUUGCUCCUCAUUUUAAAUUAUCAGCUUUACAAUGUGCUAGUACGGAUAAAGAUUUUGAGUACAUGUCAAGAGUUCCAUAUUCUAGUGUUGUUGGUUCUUUGAUGUGUGCCAUGGUUUGCUCUCAUCCUGAUUUAUCAUAUGCUAUGAGUUUGGUUAGUAGAUACAUGGCUAAUCCUGGUAAAGAACAUUGGAAGGUUGUUCAGCGGAUUUUCAGGUACCUUCGUGGCACAACAAAUGCUUGUUUGAAGUUUGGCAAGACUGAUAAGGGACUCACUGGCUACGUUGAUUCAGAUUUUGCUGUCGAUUUGGGUAAGAGGAGAUCUCUCACAGGUUAUGUGUUCACUAUUGGUGGUUGUGCUGUUUGCUCUCGUCCUGAUUUAUCAUAUGCUAUGAGUUUGGUUAGUAGAUACACGGCUAAUCCUGGUAAAGAACAUUGGAAGGUUGUUCAGUGGAUUUUUAGGUACCUUCGUGGCACAACAAAUGCUUGUUUGAAGUUUGACAAGACUGAUAAGGGACUCAAUGGAUACGUUGAUUCAAAUUUUGCUGCUGAUUUGGAUAAGAGAAGAUCUCUCAUAGGUUAUGUGUUCACUAUUGGUGGUUGUGCUGUGAGUUGGAGGGCAACAUUGCAGCCCGUUGUUGCAUGUCUACCACUGAAGCAGAAUACAUGGCUGUUGCUGAAGCAUGUAAGAAUCGGUUUGGUUGAAAGUACGAAUGAGGAUUUUGAGUACAUGUCAAGAGUUCUAUAUUCUAGUGUUGUUGGUUCUUUGAUGUAUGCCAUGGUUUGCUCUCGUCCUGAUUUAUCAUAUGCUAUAAGUUUGGUUAGUAGAUACACGGCUAAUCCUGGUAAAGAACAUUGGAAGGUUGUUCAGUGGAUUUUCAGGUACCUUCGUGGCACAGCAAAUGCUUGUUUGAAGUUUGACAAGACUGAUAAGGGACUCACUAGCUACAUGGAUUCAAAUUUUGCUGUCAAUUUGGGUAAGAGGAGAUCUCUCAUAGGUUAUGUGUUCACUAUUGGUGGUUGUGCUUUUGGCAAGACUGAUAAGGGACUCACUGGCUACGUGGAUUCAGAUUUUGCUGCCGAUUUGGAUAAGAGGAUAUCACUCACAGGUUAUGUGUUCACUAUUGGUGGUUGUGCUGUGAGUUGGAUGGCAACAUUGCAGCCCGUUGUUGCCCUGUCUACCACUGAAGCAGAAUACAUGGCUGUUGCUGAAGGAUAUAAAGAAUCGGUUUGGUUGAAAGAUUACAAGACGAGAUUUUUGCUGUGGCAAGUCAAGAUGCGGGCGAUUCUGGCACAAUCUUCGGAUCUUGAUGAGGCGCUGGAUGGUUUUAGAGGUAAAGGGCGGAAGUCAUGGACUGCUGAAGAGAAGCGGAAGGAUCGUAAGACUUUGUCUCUGAUUCACCUUCAUCUACAUAAUGAUAUUUUGCAAGAAGUGCUGCAGGAGAAAACUGCAGCAGAACUUUGUCUCAAGCUGGAAUCGAUCUGCAUGUACAAGGAUCUAACCAGUAAGAUGCAUGUGAAGAUGAAGUUGUUCACGCACAAGCUGCAAGAAGGUGGUUCGGUGAUGAACCACUUAUCGAUCUUUAAGGAGAUCGUUGCCGACCUAGUGUCGAUGGAGGUGUUGUUUGAUAUUACAGUGAAGAAGAUUAUUGGCUUUGAACCCGACAGCCCAAUGACAAAGGAAUUGAGAAAAAAUUAUGACUUGUUCUUCAAAGGCCUGAUAUCCUUCCCACUUUGUGUUCCAGGGACAAAAUUUUAUCAAAGCAUACAGGAGUCGGGCCUGACCGACGGCACACCGGGUCCGUGCAGUGCAUCGCGAGCUCGAGAGCGUGUCCAUGAGCUCAUCCCCGGAGGUGCCCAUGGUGGUGGCUUUGUGCAUCAGCUCCAGGUCAUCGAACAUCACGCUAAUCCACUCAUUCACGAUAUAGGCUACCCACUAUGGCAGAUGGUGUCCGUGAGGGACUUGCUCAUGAGCAGCUCUAGGAUGAUGUGA